AUUGAGGUCAAUCUUGAUGUCGUCGAAUAUCUUCCCCGUUUGUCCAAGCAACCGAAUUUCAAACACUAUUCGGGGUACUUAAGCGGAGCGACACCGAAUAUUCAAUUGCAUUACUGGUUUAUGGAAUCCGCUAAUGAUCCGGAAAAGGAUCCACUGGGUUUGCUCGAUGAAAACGGACCAUUUAAUGUGAAGAAACGCUAUGAGCUCACACUGACGAAGAAGAGCAAGACGGAAGCUAUCGGGUGCAUCCACGACGCUGGUGGCAACGUCACACUCACUAUCUUGGGAAAAGCUUCCGCACUACCACGUCAUUUCGAAUCGUCGUACACUGUGGACUCGGGGAUUACCCAGCAGGCACACAGUAAAACGACAGAGUGCCCCAUGGAUAAAAUCCGCAUCGGGCCACAGGAAGUCGAAAAAACUAUUGAAUCGCUAUAUGGGAACAAAUCCGCAGGGUCCGGCGACAUUCACUCAACGAUCCUAGAAUCAGUGAAGAGUAUCUUAGCACGCUUAUUAGCCAGCCUAUCGGCCAAGUCACUUGAGACAGCUACCCUCCCUAGUGACUGGAAAGCGGCCAUAGCCACACCCAUCUAUAAAGGGGUGUGUGUGGCAGAGAUGCCGCCUCGAACUAUAGACCAGUGA
This is a messenger RNA of Echinostoma caproni, 642 nucleotides long. The record is from the annotation of a GenBank genome assembly. Lineage: Eukaryota; Metazoa; Platyhelminthes; Trematoda; Plagiorchiida; Echinostomatidae.